Pangasianodon hypophthalmus (striped catfish) is the source of this 2738-nucleotide messenger RNA. It is a transcript of the gene tpx2, whose product is annotated as TPX2 microtubule nucleation factor. The record is from RefSeq and is a predicted model, not a curated record. NCBI's taxonomy places the organism in Eukaryota, Metazoa, Chordata, Actinopteri, Siluriformes, Pangasiidae. Gene Ontology annotation, biological process: activation of protein kinase activity; regulation of mitotic spindle organization. The coding region runs from base 200 to 2440 and encodes 746 amino acids. Gene Ontology annotation, cellular component: microtubule; spindle. The transcript has 18 exons.
AUUUUUAAACGCGGACCAACGGCGCUGAUAUUCAAACUCAUUUGGACUGUUGAGCUUCGGACGCGUUCGUUGGGACGAGAUUGCGGUGUUAUUUUUUUUGUGUGUUUUGUUGACAGAUUCCAGCGGCAAGCGAAGAGAAUUUUUGAGGUGAGUUAGCUGAAGUAGCUGGCUUUGCAGACGCCUCGCUCGGGUUUAGAAGAUGGACGCGCAGCAGCCUGGAGACUCUGCUGAUCCGUACACGUUCGAUGCCCCGUCUCAUGUAAUGGACGAUUUUAGCCGAGACUCUGAAGAUAAUGCUGAUCAGUGGUUUGACCUGAUGGCUGCCCCACAAAAUGGGGAAAUGGAGCAACUCACAACCCCCAUGAGGGUGCCAAAACCUUUUGAUGGGAUGCACAACGAAGACCUUCCUAAAGCCAUAGUCUCACCCAUGGUCCAUGUGACCGAGACAACAGCGUCAACAGACUCAGAUGUUCCUGAGAGUACUGCUCCAGAACCUCCAUCUAACAUUGUGACUUCAUGGGGAGACAGCAGACCAACUGGAGCUCCUAGUCAGGCUCAGAAGAAGAACGUUCCAGCUGAGCCACGCAGAGUAUUGAAGCGUCCUGUGGUCAAAGAGCGACCUCAAGCUCCUUCAACACCUCCUGUGAUGAAGAAGAGGAGAGUUGUUCCAACUCCUAGAAGAACAGUUUUCCGUCCACCACGAAGGAGCUCAACGGGUGCAAGGCAAGCUCGCCGCAGUGGUGCUGCUACCAGACGCAGCAUCAGGCAAAAGAACAAACCACCCAUGCCCUCAGCUGCUGCAUCUACCGCCUCUGCUAACCAGCAGAAGAGCACCGAGCAGCAGGAGCUGGAGCGCAUUGAGGCUCUACAGAAGGAGGUGGCCGAGCAGCGCAAGAGGAACGAAGCCAGCUACAGAGCUGCACUGGCAGGAAGUCAGCCUCCAAAGAAGCAUGUGCUGUCCUCCACCAUUCCCAAAGAAUUCAACUUCCACUCAGAUAACAGAGUGAAAAGCCAUACAGAAGUUUCUGAAAAUUCAUAUAAGGAGUGUGACUUUACUUCACAACUGCGAAAGCACCCUUCCUCGCCUUUAAAGACUCAUAAGGGCACCACAGUCCCCAAGCCCUUCAACCUCUCUGCUGGCCACAAGAGGAAGUUGGAGGAAACCAGUUCCUAUGUGUCCAUGGCUGAGCAGAUCGAACAGUUUCAGAAGCGCACUCCAACCCGUUAUCACCUGCGCAGCCGGCAGAGUCAGGAAAGGGGCCCAUCACCAAUGAAGACUGAGAAGCCCAAGGUUACUCACCCUCACACCCCUCAGCUGAUGACCCGCCAGAGAAGCCGCCCUGUCAUGGUGAAGAGUGCUGCUGAGAUCGAGGCUGAAGAAGCAGAAAAACUGCAGCAGUUUAAGUUCAAAGCUCUAGAGCUCAAUCGCAAGAUCCUUGAAGGGGCCCUGGCUCCUAAGAAGCCCGCUCCCAAAGAAGUGACUCGUCCAGAGGGCUUCCAGCUGGAGGUGGAGAAACGUCUGCAGGAGCGACAUGCCACCAAAAAGACAGCAGAGCAGGAAGACUACACCUUCCACUCCAGACCCUUACCAACCCGUAUCCUGGAAGAAGUGGUGGGUGUACCAGAGAAGAAGGUACUGAACCCUACUGUCCCCGAAUCUCCUGCUUUUGCACUCAAAAACCGUGUACGUGUGGAACGCAAGACAGAAGAGGUGAAGGCACCGGCUCCACUGAAGGCACUUCCUGUGCCCCAUUUUGUGCCCUUCCAACCCAAACCUGCAGCAAAGAACCAUGUAGAAAUGUGUCCCUUCUCAUUCGAGCAGCGUGAGCAAGAGCGCAGAGCACAGAAAGAGAAAAGACUGGAAGAACUGAGAAAUGAAGAGGUGCCCAAAUUCAAAGCUAGGCCUUUGCCUGACUUCCAUGAAGUGAAUCUUCCGGGAAAGAAAGUAACUGAACCUACCAAACCUGCUCCUUUCAAGCUAAUGGUGGAUGAGCGUGGAUCUGUGAAGAGUGAACGUUGGGAGCAAAUGAUAAAAGAGGAGUUGAAACAGCAGGCUGAAGCAGCGUGCUUCAAGGCGAGACCCAAUGCAGUCGUGCACAAGGAGCCUUUUGUGCCCAAGAAAGAGACCCGCUCCGUCUUAGCCGAUACUACCCAUUCUGUAGUUGCCGAGGGUUUCCAGCUGUCGACGGAACGGCGGGCCAAAGAGCGGCUGGAGUUUGAGCAGGCUCUGAAGGAGAAGGAGGCACUGAAGGCGCAGAUGGAGGAGCGACAAGCCAGAGAGCAAGAGGAGCGUGAGAAGGAAGAAAUCACCAGAUUACGGCAAGAACAGGUGCAUAAAGCCCAGCCAAUCAGACGCUACAAACCAGUUGAGCUGAAGCACAGCGAGAUAUCUCUUACCGUGCCCCAGUCUCCAAACUUCUCCGACCGUUUUCGUCUGUAAUGUCUCAUCGGGAUAAACUGUGUACAUAAUUUAAAUGUUGUUUUUGCCUUUUUUUUUUUUAUUGCUUUCACUUUUUAAAGUUGUGUGCUUAGUAAGUUGGAUAAACCAAUUUUUUUACCUUCUGGGGCUGUAGAUUGUUCUACACUCAGACUUGGACACUCGUUGCAACUGUGAUCCAUUGCAUUAUGUGAACUGUUGUACAAUGUUUUCUCUCAUUCCUCUGUACAUGUAGCCUCUGCUAUUUUCUGUCUUUAACAUUUUCCCCUCUUUUUGUAAUGUAUUAAAGGUGUGCUUAGAA